CACAGAGAGCCACACCCUGCAGACAACUAGUCGGAUGAUUACCGUGUAAAAGCGUUUGCUUACCAGUCAACCACUUCUUCAACCAGCAGAGACAAAAUGCAGGUUUUCGCAGUAGAAUCCUGUGGCCAUUCUGAACGAGCUCUCUCUCUCUCUCUCUCUCUUCUUCCCCAAAGAAAGAGAAAGCAAGAAGAAAUUAAUCCAGUGCCAUAUAUGUGUAAUAUCACAAUUUUUGAAACCCACAUGCUUUCUCGCAUCUGCUUAUCUUUCCCAGUCUUUAUUCUCUGUCUAUGUCUUUGUCCUUGUCCUCGGUUAUGCUUAGCAAGGGAUACCAUAUUGUUCAAUGCUCCACUCAAGGACCAAGAGACUCUUGUUUCUGCUGGAAAAAGAUUUAAGCUCGGAUUUUUUUCCCCUAAUGGAGGUGAUAAUAGCAGUAGAUACCUGGGGAUCUGGUUUUGGGGCUCAAAGCCGAGUAUUGUAGUUUGGGUUGCUAACCGUGAAGUUCCAAUUCGGGAUUCAACUGGAGUUUUUUCCAUUGCAGAAGAUGGAAACAUCAACGUAUUGGAUGCAUAUAAUAAAUCUUACUGGUCCACUGAAAUUGGAUCAUCAGCGUCGUUUGUUUUCAACCGGACGUUGAAGCUCCUGGAUUCUGGGAACCUAGUCCUAAUUCAAGAAGGUGAUAACGGAAAAAUACUCUGGCAGAGCUUCGAGCAUCCAACUGAUACAUUUCUUCCUGGCAUGAGGAUGGAUAGGAAGUUGAAAUUGGUUUCUUGGAAAAGUCAAGUAGACCCUGCACCGGGGGACUUCACGUUUCAGCUAGAUCAAGAGAGACAAAAUCAGUACAUAAUCUGGAAUAGAUCUGUACCAUAUUGGAAAAGUGAAGUUUCAGAAAUGCUUGCCCGCACUGAUCAGAGGCUCCAGAUUAUUUCCUACUUGCUUACAAAUUUCAGCACGAGUAGCUUGUUAAGCAGUGAUACAUCUCCUUCACAAAAAACUCUGGCUUUCAAUGUGACCAACCGGGAUUACAAUAAUACAAGACUGGUAAUGAAUUUAAAUGGGACGAUACAAUUUUUUUGGCCAGGUAAUGAGACGGCCUCUUUGAAGUGGUGGGAACCAAGAGAUCAGUGCAGUGUAUUUAACGCCUGUGGGAAGUUUAGUAGCUGCAACAGUGCGAACAGCUUGCCCUGUAAAUGCUUGCCGGGAUUUAAGCCCAACAAACCGGAAAAUUGGUAUGCAGGGGACUUUUCAUAUGGGUGUAAAAGAAUAUCGCCAAUAUGCAGCAAGUAUGCCAAGGAGAUUGGCGACUUCCAUAAUCUGAAGAAGAUGAAAGUGGGAAACCCAGACGGGGUAUAUGAGAAUUUGAAUGAAACUGCAUGCAAGGACAAGUGCCUCAGCAAUUGCACAUGCCAGGCAUAUUCUUAUCUUAAAGCUGAAAGGAGUGAUGCCAGUAACGCUAUAUGUUGGAUUUGGAUACAAGACCUUAACAAUAUUCAGGAGAAUUAUGAAGGGGGUCGAGACCUCAAUUACCGCGUCCUGCUUUCUGAUAUAGAUCAUAUGAAAAGAAGUUGUAAAACUUGUGGCAUCCACAUCAUCCCUUACCCACUCAGCACUGGACGAAAUUGUGGUGAUCCACUGUACAGCCAUUUCUGGUGUGAAAAUGAGACUGGUCAAUUGAGCUUUUUAACAAAUAACUUUAUCAGCUAUCCAGUAACUGGCAUCAACAGAGAAUCGCGUACAUUUUCCAUCCAAAUUGAAGAAGCAGAUUGUACAUCUGUUGGUUCAAAUCUGCAGCUUCCCCGGCAAUUUGACAUAGCUAGUGAAUGCAAUGCUUAUCAAAGUAACUAUAGUUUAGAUCUAUUUAAACGCAAAGGGUUAAAAAAAGAAUUAGAAAUAAAAUGGAAGCCUCCAUUAGCACCAGUUUGUGAUAAACCUGAUGACUGCAUUGACUGGCCAAAUUCAACUUGUUCUGGCCAGAAUGAGGCGAAGUUAUGCACUUGCGAAGAAUCCUUUCAAUGGGAUUCGAACGAAGUAAAUUGUACUUCAGAUCCAUCUCAAGGAUCUAACAAACAGAGACCAGAAUCAAAAAACAAAAGCAAGAAACGGAUACCAUUUUAUCAAGUCUUGUUGGGAGUUAUUGCAACUGUUACAAUAAUCUCAUAUGCAGCAUUCUAUUUGUAUUACAUGAGAAGACGAAGAAGACGGGUCACUGUACAAGAUAACAGAGAAAGAGCCCUGGAAACUGUAGCAAUUUGUUUGUAUGACAAUCAAAGACAAGUCAAAGACUUCAUAGAUUCGAGUCGAUUUAGGGAAGAUGACAAGAAAGGCCUGGAUGUACCAUUUGUUGAUUUGGAAAGCAUAUUAGCUGCUACAGAUAACUUCUCAGAUGCAAACAAGCUAGGAAAAGGUGGUUUUGGGCCUGUUUACAAGGGAAAGUUUCAAGGAGGACAAGAAAUUGCUAUAAAGCGACUAUCCAGUGGUUCAGGACAAGGUUUGGAGGAAUUCAAGAAUGAAGUUAUAUUGAUUGCCAAGCUUCAACAUCGGAAUCUUGUUAGACUUCUGGGCUAUUGUGUUGAAGGACAUGAAAGGAUGUUACUUUAUGAAUACAUGCCUAACAAGAGCCUAGAUUCCUUCAUAUUUGACGAAACGAAAUGUGCACUGUUAAAUUGGGAGCUGCGCUUUACCAUUAUCAUGGGAAUUGCUCGAGGACUACUUUAUCUUCACCAUGAUUCCAGAUUGAGGAUCAUACACAGAGAUCUGAAGACAAGUAAUGUCCUUUUAGAUGAGGAGAUGAACCCCAAAAUUUCUGAUUUUGGCUUGGCAAGGAUCUUUGGAGGCAAACAAACAGAGGGAAGCACGGAGAGAGUUGUUGGGACUUAUGGGUACAUGUCUCCAGAGUAUGCAUUGGAUGGGUUUUUCUCAAUCAAGUCUGAUGUCUUUAGCUUUGGGGUAGUUAUGCUUGAAAUUAUUAGCGGAAAAAGGAACACUGCAUUUUACAAGUCUGAUCAAGCAUUCAACCUUCUUGGCCAUGCAUGGAGGCUAUGGAAAGAAGAGAAGGCAUUGGAUCUGAUGGAUCAAGCAUUAUGUGAAAGUUGCAAUGCAAAUGAAUUUAUGAGAUGUGUUAGUGUUGGGCUGUUAUGUGUACAAGAAGAUCCAAAUGAUCGUCCCAACAUGUCAAAUGUUCUGUUCAUGCUUGGAAGUGAAAGUGCAACUCUUCCAAGUCCAAAGCAACCGGCCUUCAUAGCAAGGAGAUCACUUUCUAAUGAAGCUGCUUCUUCCUCUUCUUCUUCUAAUAAAGUAGUGGAGGCAAAUAGUGAAUUGACAACUAGCUUAAAAGAUGGCCGAUAAUAGUAUUGUGUGGAUGCUAAUUUCUAUUAUUUUUCUUUGUAUUUUUUUAUACAAUGAAGUAAAUUUUUUCAGUUAUUUGUUUGGAUAGUAAGAAAGUAGAGGAAAUAGGAGAGAAAAAAUAGAAGAAAGGAAGAAGCAGAAGGUAGAACACUGAGAUUCAAGGAAGGAGAUUGUUACUUAAGAUUCAUCAACUGCACGCACACAACAAAGUUUAUUCUCUUCAAA
Hevea brasiliensis (rubber tree) is the source of this 3567-nucleotide messenger RNA. Its product is annotated as G-type lectin S-receptor-like serine/threonine-protein kinase At4g03230. Gene Ontology annotation, biological process: recognition of pollen; protein phosphorylation. The transcript is spliced from 8 exons. The record is from RefSeq and is a predicted model, not a curated record. Lineage: Eukaryota; Viridiplantae; Streptophyta; Magnoliopsida; Malpighiales; Euphorbiaceae. The coding region runs from base 97 to 3342 and encodes 1081 amino acids. Gene Ontology annotation, molecular function: ATP binding; protein kinase activity.